Micropterus dolomieu (smallmouth bass) is the source of this 1030-nucleotide messenger RNA. RefSeq names its product cytochrome P450 2K1-like. Lineage: Eukaryota; Metazoa; Chordata; Actinopteri; Centrarchiformes; Centrarchidae. The record is from RefSeq and is a predicted model, not a curated record. Gene Ontology annotation, cellular component: cytoplasm; intracellular membrane-bounded organelle. Gene Ontology annotation, molecular function: oxidoreductase activity, acting on paired donors, with incorporation or reduction of molecular oxygen, reduced flavin or flavoprotein as one donor, and incorporation of one atom of oxygen; heme binding; iron ion binding. The annotation marks the transcript as partial. The transcript is spliced from 7 exons. Gene Ontology annotation, biological process: xenobiotic metabolic process.
UUACCAUAUUUUGUUGAACUACUUCAUCUCAGGGGUUUUAUGGUCCAAUGGUGAUUCGUGGAAAGAGAUGAGGCGCUUUGCCUUGACCAACCUGAGAGACUUUGGGAUGGGCAAGAAGGCUUGUGAGGACAAAAUCAUUGAGGAAUGUGACUAUCUCCUUGAAGUGUUUAAGAAAUUUAAAGGAGAAGCUUUUGAUACAACUCAACCAAUGAACUAUGCAGACUCUAACAUUAUCUGCUCAAUUGUGUAUGGCAGCAGAUUUGAAUAUGAUGACCCAGAAUUUACGUCCCUGGUGGAUCGAACAAGCAGAAACAUUCAGCUUGCGGGCUCCCCAUCAAUACAGGUCUCCAUGUUCCCAUGGAUCUUUAACUGGGUUUCUAACAGGAAGGAAGUCCAUAAGUUGGCUGUUGCCAAUAUUAAACAAAACUUACUGCUGUUCAGUCGUUUGAAAGAGACCCUCAAUCCACAGAUGUGCAGAGGAUUUGUGGAUGCCUUUCUGGUCCGAAAGCAAAAUCUGGAGUCCUCCAGUUCUCUCUCCCUGUUGGGGGCUCUGUUGGUCCUGCUGCUCGUCUACCUCAUCUCAUCCUCUAGCUUCACCUCCCAGGAGGAUGGGAAAGAUCCUCCGGGACCAAAACGACUUCCCCUGCUUGGGAAUCUGCUGCAGCUGGACCUCAAGAGACCCUACCAGUCAUUACUGGAGCUUUCCAAGAAAUAUGGGUCAGUGUUCACCGUCUAUCUGGGACCCAAGAAAGUCGUGGUCCUGGCUGGAUACAAGACAGUGAAGGAGGCACUUGUCAAUCAUGCUGAAGAGUUUGGAGACAGAGAUCCAAUGCAAGUUAUGCAAGACACUAGUAAAGGAAAUGGGGUUUUAUGGUCCAAUGGUGAUUCGUGGAAAGAGAUGAGGCGCUUUGCCUUGACCAACCUGAGAGACUUUGGGAUGGGCAAGAAGGCUUGUGAGGACAAAAUCAUUGAAGAAUGUGACUAUCUCAUUGAAGUGUUUAAGAAAUUUAAAGGAGAAGCUUUUGAUACA